Molecule: messenger RNA, 1978 nt
Organism: Mesitornis unicolor (brown roatelo)
Lineage: Eukaryota; Metazoa; Chordata; Aves; Mesitornithiformes; Mesitornithidae
Product: C3 and PZP-like alpha-2-macroglobulin domain-containing protein 8
Exons: 16
Molecular function (GO): endopeptidase inhibitor activity
Source: RefSeq, a predicted model, not a curated record
GGGCUAUUUGAUUGCCGCACCUUCUGUUUUCCGGUCUGGUGUUGAGGAAGCUAUAAGCGUAACCAUCUUUAAUUCUGUCAAGGAGACAACAGUCCAGAUCCAGUUAGUUGUCAAAGGAGAAACUGUGUCACGAGGCCAUGGCACAGUUCUUGAUAAAGGAACAAUUAAACUGAAGGUGCCUUCAGGACUUCGUGGACAAGCACAUCUAAAAGUCUGGGGCAACCGGCAUCUAGCAGGGGAGGGCUACAUUUUUCACAACUAUACCACAGUAACCAUCGAUAGCAAAGGAUCAUCAGUGUUCAUCCAGACUGAUAAACCUGUCUAUAAACCCAAGCAGAAAGUGUUGAUAAAUCUCUUUAUGGUGACUUCUGACUUGAGGCCAGUCAAUGACAGGAUUGAAGCUUAUGUGGUGGAUCCUCGGGGGUCUCGUAUGAUAGAGUGGAGCAAUUUGAAGCCAUUUUGUUGUGGUAUUGUAAAUAUGAGUUUUCCUUUGUCUGAUCAGCCAGUGUUUGGUGAAUGGCUCAUCUUUGCUGAAAUGCAGGGGCACACAUACAACAAAUCAUUUGAAGUUCAGAAAUAUGUAUUACCAAAGUUUGAGUUGCUGAUUGAGCCCCCUUGCUACAUUCGUGACCUUUCACUGUGUGAAAAAGGAACUGUCCAUGCCAGAUAUACAUUUGGAAAACCAGUGACAGGAAAGUUAAUUGUCAAUAUGACUAUAAAUGGUGUAGGGUACUACAGGCAUGAAGUGGGCCACCCUGUCCUCAAGACCACCCAGAUUGAUGGCUCUGCUGUUUUCAAUGUAUGUGUGAAAGACAUGAUGCCAGCUGAUGUUCCAGAGCAUUUUCGAGGCACAGUCAAUAUCUGGGCCACAGUAAUCAGCUCUGAUGGGAGCAAGCAGGUUACGUUUGAUGACUCAACACCAGUUCAGAAACAGCUGAUUGAUAUCAAGUACUCUAAGGAUACCAGAAAACAGUUCAAACCUGGACUGCCUUACAAAGGAAAGGUAGAAGUCACUUACCCCGAUGGAAGUCCAGCUGACAGAGUCACUAUCCGAAUUAAAGCUGAACUCACGCCAAAGGACAACGUUUAUACAAGUGAACUGGUAUCAAGAAAUGGCCUGGUGGAGUUUGAAAUCCCCUCCAUCCCUACAGCUGCCCAAUAUGUUUGGCUGGAGACCAAAGUGACAGCGAUUGAUGGGAAACCGUCUGGGGAUCACUAUCUGCCAAACUACUUGUCCAUCAGUAGCUGGUAUUCGCCCAGCAAAUGUCACAUCCAGCUCCAGGCACCAGAUAAACCUUUCCAGGUAGGAGAGGAGGCUUGGAUUGCAGUGAAGUCCACAUGUCCUUGCAACUUCACUCUACAUUAUGAAGUGGCAUCGCGAGGCAACAUUGUCCUUUCAGGACUGCAGCCCAGUAACGUCACCCAGCAGAGGAGCAAAAGAGCCACCUUUCCUUUUGAGAAGAACAUUGAUAUCACACGCUUCCCAGAAACAGCACCUACCAGUAUCCCUGCAGCAGAGGUUGAAGUCUGUGUGACAUUCCUCCGCUUCUCAGUAGUUCACAACAUGGCUCCCUUGGGCCGUCUUCUGGCGUAUUACAUCAGGGAGAAUGGAGAAGGGGUCACGGACAGCCUGCAGUUCACUGUGAAGUCCUCCUUUGAAAAUCAGGUUGCAGUGGCCAUCUCAGCAAAUGAGACCAGACCUGGUGAUGUUGUGAACAUCAAGGUCAGAGCUGCAAAAUCAAGCUGUGUCUGCAUUGCCACUGUGGAUAAGAGUGUCUACUUGCUGAGGACAGGUUUUCAGCUGACGGCCAGUCAGGUUUUUCAAGAGCUUGCAGAAUAUGAUGUAUCUGAUGCUUUUGGAGCUCCAAAGGAAGAAGGGCACUUCUGGUGGCCAGGCAUGUCCUCACGUAGACGCCGUAGAUCUUCUGUCUUUCCCUGGCACUGGGACAUCACCAAGGAUGCUCGCUUCGCGUUUACA